Molecule: messenger RNA, 2820 nt
Organism: Panicum hallii
Lineage: Eukaryota; Viridiplantae; Streptophyta; Magnoliopsida; Poales; Poaceae
Product: UDP-glycosyltransferase 83A1-like
Exons: 4
Molecular function (GO): UDP-glycosyltransferase activity
Source: RefSeq, a predicted model, not a curated record
CACAGAACUCCAAGGCAGAGAGAGGCCCAUGGGCCAUGGCGACGAGGACAUACACGUAACCACCGAGCCACGCCUUUGUUCGGCCUCCGACCUCCCCAUCAUGGCGGCUCCUCACGUCCUGGCCCUGCCCUUCCCUGCCCAGGGCCACGUCAUCCCUCUGAUGCAGCUCUCCCACCGGCUCGUCGAGCACGGCAUCGAGGUCACCUUCGACAACACCGAGGCCAACCACGCGCUCGUGCUCGACGGCAUCCACCUGGUGGGCGUCCCGGACGGGCUGGCGGACGGCGACGACCGCAAGGACAUCGGCAAGCUCGCGGACGCGCUCUCGCGGCACAUGCCGGGCUACCUGGAGGAGCUCGUCAGGAGGGUCGAGGCGUCCGAGGGCACAAAGAUCAGCUGGCUCAUCGCUGACCAGGGCAUGGGGUGGGCGUUCGAGGUCGCCAAGAAGCUCGGCAUCAGGGCCCCCUGCUUCUGGUCUGGGUCCGCGGCCUUCCUCGCCUCACUGUUCAGAGUUCCGCAGCUGAUACAGGACGGCGUCAUCGACGAGAAAGGCUGGCCAAAGUGACAGGAGACGCUCCAGUUCGCGCCCUGGAUGCCGCCGCUCCACACGUCGCGCCUGUUGUGGAACAACGCCGGCGCGCCGGAGGGCCAACCGGGCGUCUUCCAGCUGGUGACCCGGAACAACGAGGCCAAAGACCUCGCCGAGGUCAUCGUGGGCAACUCGUUCCGAGACGCCGAGCCGGGCGCUUUCAAGCUGCACCCGGAGAUCCUGCCCAUCGGCCCCCUGGUCGCCGACCUGCAGUUCAAGAAGCCUGUCGGGCAUUUCCUGCCCGAGAAUGCCAGGUGCCUCGAGUGGCUCGACGUGCAGCCCGGGCGCUCCGUCGUGUACGUGGCGUUCGGCAGCUUCACCGUCUUCAGCCCGCACCAGUUCGAGGAGCUCGCGCUGGGGCUGGAGCUCACCGGCCGGCCGUUCCUGUGGGUGGUGCGGCCCGACUUCGCCGCCGGCCUGAGCAAGGCGUGGCUCGACGAGUUCCAGCACCGCGUCGGCGGCUCCGGCAUGAUCGUGAGCUGGUGCCCCCAGCAGCAGGUGCUGGCGCACGGCGCGGUGGCGUGCUUCGUGUCGCACUGCGGGUGGAACUCGACGAUGGAGAGGGUGCGGAACGGCGUGCCGUUCCUGUGCUGGCCCUACUUCACGGACCGGUUCCAGAACGAGAGCUACAUCUGCAACAUGUGGAGGACCGGCCUGGCGCUGGAGCCCGGCGCGGACGGCGUCGUGACCAAGGAGGAGCUGAGCGGCAAGGUGGAGCGGGGCCAUGUCAUCCCCAUGAUGGAGCUCUCCCACUGCCUCGUCGAGCACGGCGUCAAGGUCACCUUCGUCAACACCGAGCUGAACCACGGGCUCAUCCUCGAUGCCAUGGCGACCAGGGACAGCGAGCUCGGCGGGGUCGCCAUGGUGUCCAUACCGGACGGCCUGGGCAGCGGCGACGAUCGGAAGGACCUCGCCCGUCUCACCGACUCGUUCUCGACGGUCAUGCCUGGCGAGCUGGAGAAGCUCGUUGGCAGGAUCAAUGCCGACGCGACGGGGAGCGAGAGGAUCAGCUGGCUGAUCGCCGACGUGAACAUGGCGUGGGCCUUUCCCGUGGCGAAGAGGCUCGGCCUCCGGGCCGCCGGGUUCUGCCCGUCGGCGGCGGCGAUGUUCGCGACGAGGAUCAAGAUUCCGGAGAUGAUACGCGACGGUGUGCUUGACGAGGGGGGCUGGCCGAGGUGGCGCGGCACGUUCCAACUGGCUCCGGCGAUGCCACCCAUCGACACGUCCGAGUUCUCGUGGAACCGCGCCGGCGACCCCAGGGGCCAGCCGAUCAUCUUCCAGCUGAUCCUCCGGAACAACGCGGCCACGCACCUCGCCGAGACCAUCGUCUGCAACUCCAUCCAGGAUCUCGAGCCCGGAGCCUUCGCGCUGUUCCCCGGCGUCCUCCCCGUGGGCCCGCUCUCCUCCGACAAGCCGGUCGGCAGCUUCUGGGCCGAGGACGCCUCCUGCGCGGCGUGGCUGGACGCGCAGCCGGCCAGCUCCGUCGUGUACGUGGCGUUCGGCAGCUUCGCCGCCUACGACGCCGCGCAGCUCGUGGAGCUGGCCGAGGGCCUCCUGCUCACCUCCCGGCCGUUCCUGUGGGUGGUCAGGCCGGGGUCGGCGGGCGAGGAGCUCCUCGAGCGGCUCCGCCGCCGCACCGCGCCGCGCGGGCGCGUGGUGGGCUGGUGCCCGCAGCGGCGCGUGCUGGCGCACCCCGCGGUCGCCUGCUUCCUGACGCACUGCGGCUGGAACUCGACGAUGGAGGCCGCGGCGAACGGUGUGCCGCUCCUGUGCUGGCCCUACUUCACCGACCAGUUCCUGAACCAGAGGUACAUCUGCGACGUGUGGAGGACGGGGCUCAAGGUGCCGCGGCCGGCCGGCGGCGGGACGGUGCAGCUCGUGGGGAGGGACGUGGUGCGGGGCAAGGUGGAGGAGCUGCUCGGCGACGCCGGGACGAAGGCGAGGGCGCUCGCGCUGCGGGACCUCGCCCGGCGGGCCGUCGGCGAGGACGGGCCGUCGCGCCGGAAUCUCAAAGGAUUUGCGGACCUCGUGAAAGGAUCGGCGAGCUGAUGCCUGAUGAAGCAAGAGAGCGAAUCGAUCAUAGGGAUGGACACUUGCACCGUGAAAUUUGCAGCGUUUGUACUCUAGCGGAUUGAAUUCCAGAAACAGCCAAUGGCAUCUAUUUGAUCAAACGUAUAGUACAUAUUAAAAUCUGUGGACGUGUUGUGCUUGGCUUCUCGCAGGCGGUUGUC